Messenger RNA from Periconia digitata, 1323 nucleotides. The record is from the annotation of a GenBank genome assembly. Lineage: Eukaryota; Fungi; Ascomycota; Dothideomycetes; Pleosporales; Periconiaceae.
CAGACCUGGAAUCGAAACUGGUUUUAUCGCUUGGGUGCGAACAUGUCCUCAACCCUCAGCAGGACAGCAACAGCGAGCAGCGCGGCCUCGAUCUCGGCCACUCCCACUCCAGCCCAGGGGAGCCUUGAUUCAGCCGGAGCCGGCAUCACUGGAGGCUACACGGGAGACUCACUCAGUCUGCAAAUCAUCAUCGCCAUUCUGCUCGGACUUUCCUUGUACAAUGCCAUCGAACUCAUCGUUCUGAUCUUCGUCACUUUUCAGAAAUACCGCGGUCUCUACUUCUGGAGCUUGUUCUUCUCUGGAUUCGGCAUCAUCCCGUAUGCGCUUGGCUUCGUAAUCAAGUUCUUUCGACUGUUGGAUCCCGGUGAAGAUGUGGGCUAUGCGGCUGUGUUCCUAUUGACCAUCGGAUGGUACUUGAUGGUUACCGGCCAGUCCGUCGUUCUCUGGUCACGGCUGCACUUGCUCACCAAUUCGCGUCGUGUCAUUCGCUACACGCUGAUCAUGAUCCUCGUCAACAUUCCUCUUCUGCAUUUUCCCACUACCAUCCUUACGUUCGCCUCCAAUUCGAACAGUCUAGACCACAAAACUCUCUUACGCUUCGUCAAUGGCUAUGGAAUCAUGGAAAAGAUCCAAAUGGUUGGAUUCUUCAUACAGGAAACUAUACUGUCGGUCAUUUACAUCAAGGAAACUUUGCGACUGCUCAAGCUCUCGGACAGCGUGCAGGAUGAUAUCACCAGUGUUCCCGAAGAAGGAGACCUGCGGCACGGCAACAUGCGAAAGACCAUGUAUCAGAUUCUGGCCAUAAACGCCAUUAUAAUCGCCAUGGAUAUUGCGCUCCUAAGCGUCGAAUUCGCCAAUCUCUACCUCAUCGAGACCACACUCAAAGGCGUUGUGUAUUCCAUCAAGCUCAAACUUGAAUUUGCCGUCCUAAGCAAACUUGUCCAGAUUGUCCGCACAAAGAACUCCAAUAGUAGCGGUCUUAACCAUUCAUCUCUCGAGCGCCACAUCUCUCCCCCCAUGGCUGCGAACUCUACCGGUCUAGAACUACAUAAGAAGGACACGAAUGGGACUGUGAGAACAGGAAGCGCUGCGAAUAUCCGAUCCAGUGUCAGCAGUGGACCAGCAAAUCAAUGGCCUAGCUUUGUUGAGCCCAGUCUUGUACAGGGCGACGUUACGCAUGCCCCGUUGAGUACGAUCCUGAGCAGUGAGAACACAGACGAAGAUGAAGAUGGUCAGCUGGGUAAGGAAAGGGAGAAGAGGAAAAGGAGACAGACCAGACAGAGCUGGAUUGAUGAGGAAAUGGAUAAACACAAUAUUGGCUGA